Lactuca virosa is the source of this 718-nucleotide messenger RNA. The record is from the annotation of a GenBank genome assembly. Lineage: Eukaryota; Viridiplantae; Streptophyta; Magnoliopsida; Asterales; Asteraceae.
CAGAAACUGUCCAUUAUGGUAGUAACAUCAGGAAGAAGGAAUGGUGAAGCGAAAGGGAUGGUAGUGACCCUAUGAUUGUGACGGCAGUUUGACAGAAUCGUCGGCGACCCCCUCAACUUCCAACGUCGUCUACAGUUUCGUCAACGAUUGGUCGUCGUUGCCAUACCAAAUAACACGAAUUAGAUGACCGGUGGCGCCGGUUAACCAGUCAUCCUGUCUCCAUUCACCUCUGCGGUGGGGGUUCUCGCAUUUAUGAACAAUACCUGGAGUUCAUUGAAGCAUAAUGCAUAAACAUACAGCCACUCCCUAAUACCUCAAACCCACACCAAUCAUGGCUCAAGUACCAAAGUUUGGGAACUGGGAAAACGAAGAAGAUGUUCCUUACACUGCUUAUUUCGAGAAAGCAAAGAAAGCUCGUAAAACCAAAGCACAGUUUCCUGUUCCUUCGAACGACGAACAUCCAUUUCAGGCUCCAGAAGAAGCUGACAUCAAACAUGGCGAUUCAACAAAAUCUGAACCAGAGAGACGGAAUACAUCAAGAACAGAAGAGGAGAGUCGUGUGAGCCAGGAAGAAGUUAACAUGAAGAAGUCGAGUGAUUCUCUUCCAAACCCUAGACGGACUUCAAGACAGAGUGGUGGUGGUUCUGAUCGGAGCUUUGAUAACUCACCAAUGCACUCACAUACUCCGGCAAGAUCUGGGAACAAAGAUCCAGAGUGA